Molecule: messenger RNA, 3774 nt
Organism: Aspergillus ruber CBS 135680
Lineage: Eukaryota; Fungi; Ascomycota; Eurotiomycetes; Eurotiales; Aspergillaceae
Product: SUMO protease ULP1
Exons: 3
Coding region: 346-3426 (1026 amino acids)
Biological process (GO): protein desumoylation
Cellular component (GO): nucleus
Molecular function (GO): deSUMOylase activity
Source: RefSeq, a predicted model, not a curated record
CUGCCACCAUCCACGCCCAAUUGAACCACCAUCUCUCGAAUAUUACCAGCGCAUAUACUGCGACUCCCGGCCACGAACCGUACAACUCACAGACCAUGCCAAUUACGCGUGACUGUGCUUUCCCGAUUCGGCUGUUUUGAUUUCGCCUCAAACUAAUUCACCAAGCUUGCCUACGGUCCCCCCUCAUUCCCGUCAACUUCGCCCUCCUGUUGUUAUUCACCUUCUUACUCGCCUUUUUGCCACAUUUGCAACGACUUCGACAAUUUUCAUCCUUCACCGACCGACCGCCUCUUCACAAUUGCAGCAAGCUCUUUGUCCGAACAAUAUUCUAUCAAUACUGGCACCAUGACUGGCGUCGUUGCGACCCAGCAGCGGGAAAUGGGGGACGAAGUUAUGAACGAUGUCGCUUUGCUUUCCCCGGAUGCCCCGCGUCUGAAUCCUGCUCUCGUUUAUUCACCCGGCGAUCCCAUGGACAUCAGUCCAAUGCCCGCCGCAAACCACCAGCGCCAGUUCGUCUUCGAGCAGCAACCUUCUCAACAUGGCUCACGGCGUGUCGAGCAAGCCACAAAUAAGACCUUUAACAACUCCCCCCGGCCCUCUUUUACGAAUGACCGCCCUGUUCUGAGCUCCACCGCUGGUUACGUCAAGCCUGACGGCAACGACAAUAACAACAAACCCUCAUCGGGGUUACCGAACCGCAGAACUAUCUUCCAACCCCAUCGUUUCUCCCCAAAAAAUCGCGCCUCUGUUAAACAAGGUCACUUGAAGCGUCUCCCGUUGGCCAUGCAGGCGAAGCUCGGUACUCCUUACAAGCCCGCCUUGGUUGGCAUGAAUCGCAACUUCCGAAUUUUGCCCACGUCUAACCGUCAGCCUGGCAUUCAGUCGAAUAAUAAUCACUUUACCCUGAAUGGAUAUCCUUCACUGGAACUCAAUCAUGUUCACGAUCUUCCAACUCUUGACCCCCCUGUCAAUCGGCAAUUGUUCAAACCUGCUCCUCCUAUACCCGCACUUACGAACUCGGCGACCGGUCCUGCUAGUGACGAGACUGCUGCGAAGCCUACUUCCGAACAGAAUACUGCUGCGGCUUCUGAACAAACUGCUAGCGGAGAUCCUCGCGAGCCAACCCGCGAAUUUUCCUUGCAGCGCACACCCCUCAUUAAAGGGAAAUUGAACGACAUCGAUAUCGAUCGCCCCGCGACUUACGUUAGCCCUAAGUACCGCAAACUAAGCCAACGUAGCUCAGAUCCCGCUACUACUUCACCCGCUCAUGAUUCUCAACAAACGACCUCUGCUCAAGAAAAGAGUCACUCCAACCUAUAUAAACAGCCAAGCCUUGCACACAUUAAUUCUUCUAAUCUGAUCUCACCUUUCAAACCCAACCUUUCGACCAACAAGACUCCACCGAUGGGAACAACAAACGAUUCCAAGCAUAAUGAAGCUUGGAAUGACAUGUUAGAGCUCCAGGAUGCUCUCCGGAAUCAGGUUACUUCACCGGAAUCGGCUUCCAAAACACAAGAACCAGUCAAUUCGACCCCUGCGCCGGAGCCCCAGGCCUUUUCAACCUCUUCACAGGAUGCCGUGAGUAUUCAAGCGCAAAGCUUGGAGGCCGGCCAAGAUGAACAACCAAAGGACGACACCUCCCAUCCUUCAUUUUCCUGGAGUAACCAACUCUGGGGAGCUACGCAGAGCGUUGUCGCCACUGCCAUUGCUCUUGCUGACACCUUCAAACGACGUGCCAUCGCUCUUUUUGAAGAGCCUCGUCCCCCCUCUCGUCGGACUAGCCACACCACUACUUCGAGCUCCCCGACCAGAGCAAAUUUGCGUAUGCUUCCAGAAGAGCAGCGUCGACGUCUGAAAAGCAACCAGUGGCGCAUAGACAGAGGCUUUCCGACUGUGCAGGACUAUCCUUUUCCGGAAUUAUCUCUUGAUACCCCCCAAUUCCAGGCUACAACCGAUGCCUUGCUGGAAGGUGAAGCUCCAAAACCAGUUACUCCCGACUUCAAGAAACCAAUCAGUAGCGAUGAGUCUUCUCGCAAACGUGGCAUUUUUGCGGUGACAGACGGCAGGCGGCAAAGUGCUAAAUCCGGGAUCAAUAAGAGGCACACGUUCCAGGCAUUGAGCCCGAAUAUCAAACGGCGAAUGAAUAUGCGCUCUGGAAAACGGAACAUUGCACGCACCCGACUAGACCGCUCAUUGGGACAUGCUGUCCAAACUGGUAAAUGGACUCUUGAUGAUCUACCCACAAAACCGAAAGGACCUGUCGCCCCAGUGCCGAAUCGUAAAAGGAGGUUGGAACUCGCCGCGACUGAAGCUGUCCGCCAGAAACGAGCUGCGCCAAAGAAAGUGCGAUUUGUACUUCAGUCUGCCCCUCCUGAUAACGAUCCGGCUCUCGUGGGCCAUCACCUGCAUCCUGGGCUUAUGAAAACAUUGGUUGAAGAGGAAAAGGAAAACGAACCUCCGAAGCACGUCGAAAGAGAACCUGAAGCUCCUGAUCCUGGUUUGCGCUCGUGGCUCCAAUCCGAUUUUCCAUUUGGAAGACCUGUGUCUGCUGUUCGUCUAUUUGCUCCCGGUGCCAAAGUUCCCCAGGGCCGUAGCGAAUCCAUCUUUGCUGUUGAAUGGCGUAAAAUUCAAGAGGAAGAAAAGGCCAAGCAGGUCCCCGCCCGGAUUCGUCCUGAGGGGCCCGCCGUUCGACCUCUCCCGCCGAAAUGGGAGGCUCGAUUGGCAGAAGCCAAGGCGUCCCCGGAAAAUCGCCAAAUUGCCACAACUUUGUCUGGAGACCCUUUGACCAAGAGGGACCUUGCCACCUGUUACACGCCUGCGAGGUGGCUCAAUGACGAGGUCAUCAACGCAUACCUUGCUAUUCUCAUUGAUUAUUUGCGGCGAGCCAAUGGCAAUGCAGGACGCCACGACAAGCCGAAAUUCCAUGCUUUCAACACGUUUUUCUUUUCGAACCUAAGGGACAAAGGCUACUCAUCCGUUAGCCGAUGGGCCAAGCGGGCGAAGAUCGGAGGAGAAGCCCUGCUUGAAGUCGACACGGUGUACAUUCCCGUACACAAUAGUGCCCAUUGGACUUUGAUGGUGGUCAAGCCGACCGAGAAAUCCAUAGAAUACUUCGACUCGCUGGGUUCCGCUUCGCCUCAUCAUGUGGCCAUAGUCAAGGACUGGCUGCGUGGAGAACUCUCGGCUCGGUAUAUCGAGGAGGAGUGGUCGGUGGUCCCUACCGUCUCCCCUCAGCAAGACAACGGGAGCGACUGCGGUGUUUUCCUAUUGUCAACUGCGAAGGCCGUUUCUAUCGGAAUUGAGCCGUUGUCCUACGGGGCGAGAGACAUUCCGCUUCUGCGGCGGAAGAUCGUGGUUGAGCUGAUGGCCGGCGGCCUUGAUGGGGACUUCAAGCCCGAGGGUGAGACGGGUGAGGUGUUGAUGUGAGCUCAUUAAAGAAAGGAAGAAAGAGUGGGAACAAACCGCGAAUGAUCAAGAAGAAAAAGAAGUUCUGGUUGAGUUGAUCUAAAUUCUUCACUUUACCUCUGUUGUCUGUUGGAGUCGUGAGGGUUGAGCAUUGGACGGUGAUCUGAUUUGCAUGGAGCGUGGGUUUAUAUAAAUUUAUACACAUCGAGGGAGCAUCGGGAUAGCAUUUACAGGAAGAGGCGUUUAUAUGUGUUGUUCGUGUUGUUUUUGCUGGACGGUGCAUGUGCUGUUUGAUAUUUGAUACUUGAUAUAUUUGAAACUUGAUACCCAGUCAGUCGAGCCCUCGACAUGAGCAUUGCAAUCUUUCGA